AUGAAUACAGACGCCAACACGCCACCGUCCGCCAGCACUACUGCAACUGCAGCCAUCGCCACGACUUCAGCACCAGUACCAGUUGCUUCGGUGAGUGUCAAACUUCCACCUUUUUGGCCUAACGACCCCCUUGUUUGGUUUGCUCAAGUAGAGGCCCAGUUUUUCACAAGAAAUAUAACUUCACAGGCUACAAAGUUUGCUUAUGUAAUCUCCGCUCUCCAGCCUGAAAUCGCACAGGAGGUACGCGACAUUUUGAUCCACCCCCCUCAAGCAACGCAGUACGAUAUACUCAAGGCCGAACUCAUACAGCGCACUUCCGCCUCUGAACAAAAGCGGCUUCACCAACUGCUGACUGCAGAAGAACUGGGUGACCGGAAGCCCUCUCAAUUACUGCGCCAUAUGCGACAACUGCUUGGAGACAAUACACUGGAAAACAACAUUUUACGACAGUUGUUUUUGGAAAGGUUACCAACCAAUGUCAGGCUGAUUUUAGCCUCCACUGCUGACUCCCUUCCCGUUGAGCAGGUUGCUUUAUUAGCAGACAAAAUUUUAGAGGUUGCGACCCCCCUUGGCAUUUCCUCUUUAACACCUACUGUGUCAGCGCUAGCCCCCACGCCUGUUACACCGCCUAUCGCUUCUGAAGUUCAUGCUCUCAGAUCUCAAGUAGAGGAAUUGACUUUUCAAGUCCAAGCCCUUAUCAGCCGCACACAGCCAACCAAUAGUUUCCCAGGGCGUAGCCGAAGCCGCUCUACCAGCCGGAAACGACGCCACCAGCAACUAAGGGCGACUAGUUCUGCUGGUCUUGCUUCUUCCAGUCGCCUCUUUUAUAUUACCGACCGUACCACUGGUACACGUUUCUUGGUAGAUACAGGUGCUGAUGUAAGCGUUUUACCUCCUUCUUCUGCUGAUAAACAAACUUCUCAAAACAUUUCUUUGCAAGCUGUAAAUAAGUCGCCAAUUCGUACUUUCGGAGAAAAGUCUUUAACGAUAGACCUCGGACUUCGCCGCACGUACAGGUGGAUUUUUAUUAUUGCUGAAAUACCGUUCCCUAUUCUUGGCGCUGAUUUCCUUGCUCAUUUUGCCCUUAAAGUUGAUGUUAAAAAUCGGAAACUCAUUGACACUACAACUAAUUUGACCAUUCAAGGCAUUUUGUCCGCCGACAGCUCACCUCAUCCUAUGCUGGCAACCCCUGAUACUACUUCGCCAUACCAAGCAUUACUUCAAAAGUAUCCUGACAUUGCCCGUCCUUCAUACUACGAAUCAAAAGUAAAGCAUACAGUCACCCAUCACAUCACAACUACAGGCCCUCCUGUAUUUGCUCGUCCCCGUCGUCUUGCUUCUGAACGUUUGACCAUUGCCAAGGCAGAAUUUGAUCACAUGUUACAACUUGGCAUCAUUCGACCGUCAAAAAGCAGUUGGUCUUCUCCGUUGCACAUGGUUCCUAAGGCUACUCAAGGUGACUGGCGACCUUGCGGUGAUUAUCGUGGCUUGAACAAUGCUACAGUUCCUGAUCGCUACCCUAUCCCACACAUCCAAGAUUUCUCUUCGUCUCUGCAUGGAAAAACCGUUUUCUCAAAAAUUGAUCUCGUGCGUGCAUAUCAUCAGAUUCCAGUCGAGCCUAGUGACAUUCCUAAGACUGCUAUAACCACGCCCUUUGGGCUAUUUGAGUUCGUUCGCAUGCCAUUCGGAUUGCGUAAUGCAGCACAGACCUUCCAGCGCUUCAUGCACCAAGUACUUCGUGGCUUGGAUUUCGUUUUUGCUUACAUUGAUGAUUUACUUAUCGCAAGCAACUCUGAAGCAGAACAUUUGUUGCAUCUUGACAUUUUAUUCUCUCGUCUUUCCGAUCAUGGUAUUGUCAUUCACCCUACCAAAUGCAUUUUUGGCCAAUCUCAUAUUGACUUCCUAGGACAUCAUGUUUCACCACAAGGAAUUUCACCACUUUCCACAAGAGUUAAAGCAAUCAAAGAUUUUCCUCCUCCUACUUCGCUCAAAAAGCUUCGCGAGUUCCUGGGAUUGAUCAACUUCUACCGCCGUUUUGUGCCUCGCUGUGCUCAAUUAAUACAGCCUCUCACCGACCUUCUCUCUUCCAAGUCUACCAAGGAACCGUUCCAACUAACUGUGGAUUCAUUAUCUGCAUUCUCAGAGAUCAAAACAGCGCUUUCCCAGGCUACUCUUCUUGUUCACCCAUCACCGGUAGCAGCAUGCAGUGUAGUUGUUGAUGCUUCGAAUGUUGCUGUAGGAGCAGUGCUUCAACAAUUCCUCAAUGGUGCCUGGCAACCUAUUUCUUUUUUUUCAAAGCGCCUGCAACCAGCCGAAGCGAAGUACAGCACAUUUGGACGAGAACUACUCUCCGUCUACUUAGCUAUCAAGCACUUUCGGUACUUUUUGGAAGGACGCGCAUUCCAUGUUAUGACAGACCAUAAGCCAUUGCUCCAUGCACUGUCUUCUUCGUCUGAUCGAUAUUCGCCACGGGAAAUUCGCCAUCUUGAUUUUAUCUCUCAAUUCACCUCUGACAUACGACACGUAAAAGGCCAUCAGAAUGUGGUUGCUGAUGCUCUUUCUCGCAUUGAGCUCAAUUCCUUACUCAAUAUUCCAACCCUUGACUUUGUCACACUGUCUGCAGCUCAACAGCAAGAUUCUGAAUUUCAACAUAUACAGUCAAACACCUCUCUUAACCUGAAAGAGUUUCCUUUACCGGCAGAUUCUGGAACCAUCAUUUGUGACAUAUCAACCGGCACUCCUCGCCCAUAUGUUCCUGUCUGUUAUCGCCGCCUUGUGUUUAAUCACCUCCACUCACUUGCACAUCCCGGUAUUCGUGCAACACAGCGACUUAUCAGACAACAUUACAUCUGGCCUAGUAUCAACAAAGACAUCCGCAAUUGGACUCGGUCCUUUUUUGGUGUUCCUUCAAUGAUAACAACUGAUCGAGGAGCUCAGUUUGAAUCAGCUCUCUUCCGUUCCCUCGCUGAUUUACUUGGAAUCAAACGUAUUCAUACUACUUCUUACCACCCUUGCGCCAAUGGCAUGGUUGAGCGUUUCCAUCGACAGCUUAAAGCUUCAAUCAAAGCACAACCGGAUUCCACAAGAUGGAUCGACCUUCUUCCACUCAUUCUCCUCGGCCUUCGGACAACGAUUAAAACUGACCUCGGUUGUUCACCUGCCCAACUUGUUUAUGGUUCCACACUUCGUCUUCCAGGUCAAUUCAUAUCUCCAACAUUUGAUGUCACAGCCCUUGAUCCCUCUGUUUUUGUUGAUCGUCUACAAAGUUUUAUGCAACAACUAAAACCAACUCCUCCCCGUUCUCAAGAAGCUUACACAUACAUCCCAGCUAAUCUUUCAUCUUGUACGCACGUCUUUGUUCGCCAUGAUGCUGUUCGAAAGCCGUUUCAACCUCCCUAUGACGGUCCUUUCAAGGUUCUGAAGCGCAAUGACAAACAUUUCCUCGUAGAUGUCAAUGGAAAACAACAGACGAUAAGCAUUGAUCGUCUGAAAGUUGCUUAUACCGAUGCAGAUCACCAACGUUCAACUGCCAGAAACACAUCAUCUCCAUCCGACCAUGCUUCAACGAGGACCAAGCCGGUAGAGAACCAAGUACCUGGUACUUCUCGAACAACACGUUCAGGGAGAAAAGUACAUUUUCCCGACCGAUAUGGACAUGCCUGA
Molecule: messenger RNA, 3663 nt
Organism: Rhopilema esculentum
Lineage: Eukaryota; Metazoa; Cnidaria; Scyphozoa; Rhizostomeae; Rhizostomatidae
Source: RefSeq, a predicted model, not a curated record